This is a messenger RNA of Arabidopsis thaliana (thale cress), 1560 nucleotides long. Its product is annotated as RNA-binding ASCH domain protein. Bases 80 to 1000 code for a protein of 306 amino acids. The transcript is spliced from 9 exons. The record is from RefSeq and is marked reviewed. NCBI's taxonomy places the organism in Eukaryota, Viridiplantae, Streptophyta, Magnoliopsida, Brassicales, Brassicaceae.
AAAAGAAUCAUUUUUUUUACAAUGAGAACUAUUUCACAAUGGAGUCUAAAGAACUGAACUUUGCUCCAAUUGAGUGAAGAUGAUUAAAAUUAGAGAUUGUCUAGAUGAAAUGGUGAAGUUCACACUCGAUUACUGUGUAGAAUUCGAUAUAGGGCUUACCGGGGAGUUCUGCUCCGGCCUUCUGUGCGGCGAAUCAGUUCUUCACGACGGUGAACGAAUCGAAUCGUCUUCCUACGCUUUGCUACACCGGUUUUCAGGUGUUCCUGAUUAUCCCUUGUACAAGGUUCUAGCUUUAGGUCUGCUGAAAUCAAUUGAUUCUGGUUCUUUCUGUGGAACCUUUGAGAAAAUUUCGUUGGGGAAGGAAGUAAUCCGGUUGAAGGAGAAAGAAGAUGAGUGGAGCAAGCUGAUAAAUCAAAAGGGUUCUGAGUUAGUCAAUGCCUUGAAGGAUGUAUUUUCCGAGCUUCAAGUUCAAGAGCCCUUAUUCUCCCUCAUGAAAGAUGGCAUCAAAACAGUUGAAGCAAGGUGUUUUGAAGAAGAGUAUGAUAGAAUUCGGAGAGGAGGUUCAAUGGUUAUGAUAAAUAAAUGUCUAAUGUUUGAAGUUCUGGAACUUCACCAAUAUGCAUCCUUUUACGAGCUGUUGAAAGCCGAGAGUUCAGAGAAAGUGUUUCCUGGCACUAAAACAGUGGAAGAAGGUAUGCAAAUGUUUAGGAAGUUAUAUGAUACGGAUCAAGAGAAUUUCAAUGGUGUUGUGGCAAUCCAUCUUAGUAAAUCAGUUGCUCAGCCUUGUGUUGCUUUGGCUCACAUACUGUCUGGCUUGAGUUACACUGGCGUGCAAAACCUUCUCGGUCUAUCUCACACAACUGGAUCCAUUUUUCAUGCUCUGCCUCCUCCUAGAUCGAUGCUACUCUCUUCAUUCAUGCUUCCAUAUAAGCCAAAGGUACCACAAAAACUAAGAUAUAGUUCGAGAGACAUCGUAGUGAAUCUUUUGGGGAAUGGUUAAGCUGUGUUGUGUGAGAUCAAAUUUAGAAUCUUUCUUUUUUCCUAUUGUUGAGAUAAAAGGUUGUAGAUUGAGCCAUGGAGCUAGAGCAUUAGCCAAGCAUGUUGAUCGAAGUAGCGAUGGAUUUUGGGGUGUUCUUCAGGGAACUGAUUCAGAUAAAAAUGAGCGUGCAAUGGACAUAAUCAAUCGGUUCAUUGGCAAUUGUUGUUGGAUGAACAUACAUAUCGUUCCACCACAUGGUGAAGUGUUCGAGAUAAGAGUAGCUCAAGGCUAUGGAGCACGUUGGUCUCGAGAUGGAACCAAAUUCAUUGGAUUUCUUGAGCCUUACAUGGAGGAUGGUCACUCCAUGGCCUGGAAGCAUUAAGACCGCACCUGUAAACAUCUCUGUGUCUUUAGGACUUUGUGAACUUUCUCUUGUAGUUGAAUCGUUUUUUCUUUCAACAAGUGUAAAUUUGUAACGCUUCUUUUCUUGUGACAAAAAAAAUCAAAUUUUUUUUUUUUCUAAGAAGGAUUUUGUGGUUGAUCUUGUUAUGAUUAGGGUAUGAAAAGAAAAUAUGAGGACC